GGCAGGCGCCAGCCGAGGCCGAGCGGAGAGGCAGCCCGGCCAGGCGGCGGCGGGCAGGGCUCGUCCGAGGAGGAUCGAGAUGACCACAGCCACCCCUUUGGGGGAUACCACCUUCUUCUCGUUGAACAUAACCACCAGGGGAGAAGACUUCCUGUAUAAGAGUUCUGGAGCCAUCGUUGCUGCCAUCGUGGUGGUUGUCAUCAUCAUCUUCACCGUGGUUCUGAUCCUGUUGAAGAUGUACAACAGAAAAAUGAGAACCAGGCGGGAGCUGGAGCCCAAGGUCCACAAACCAGUCUCCCCUUCUGCCCCAGGCCCGAACAACAACAGCAGCCAACAGCCUGCAACAGUGACCUUCACCCCUGUCGACGUCCACAUGGAGAACCGAUGACCCCCACCCUUGUGCUCUCUUGGCCACCAUUCACAGAGCCUUCUCCAGAGUCAAGACCAAGAAGCCCAUUUCUCCUCUGGCAGCUUUACUAUGAGUUCUUCCAGUCAGGUCAACAGAGGCAUCUUUUAUGCAGUCCCUGAUGCUUCAUACUACCCCUCAACGCCAUCCUGGCCUGCCCCACCCCAACUAUGCCAUGUCCCUGCUUCCACCCUACCAAAAAACUGCAGAACUUUCUUCUGUCGUCUGAUGAAGUAGAGCUAUGUUGGGAAUCCAUUGGUAUGGAUUUGGCUCUCUCUCCCCCCAAAAGACUAUAGCUAGACAGACAGAUAGACAUAUAGCCCAGGAGUCUUCUGGUCAGGAGUCAGGUGUGAAGGCAUGCUUCUCAGAGCCUCACAACAGAGUCAGCCAUUGGGGUCAUCUCAGAGUCAGUGCCAAACUCACAGCUUUGCAGAGCGAAAUAUUCUAUCCCAUAACCAGGCACAGAGGAACUAACUUGGACUAACUAAUCAGAAAACCCACUGGCCAAUUUAUAACUUUUUCAAGUACUAGAUGACCAUUAGCUAGCUCCUGACAACUGGUCAGCACGUGCUCCCCUCUUCAAGUUACUGGAAAGCCUGAAUGCUUCUCAAAAGGUUUCUUUUUCACUAGUACAGAGUCAGAGUGUACAGAAUUGUGACCUUGAGGAAUAAUGGUCUUUAGGUUGAGCUUGCUGCAGUGUCCAUUGUAGUGGACAUUGCCUGGAGCAAUCCUGAUGGCUGUUCAGGGUUCCUCCUCCCCCUACGGGGCUGAGCAAGUCUGACCCAGUGUCAUUUCUUGGUUUCAAGUGUUUGGAUUCCAAGGGACUCUGAAUCCCCUGUUAACACUUUCCGUCCAUUGACCAGUAUUUGGAGACUG
Messenger RNA from Loxodonta africana (African savanna elephant), 1282 nucleotides. It is a transcript of the gene NCMAP, whose product is annotated as non-compact myelin associated protein. Lineage: Eukaryota; Metazoa; Chordata; Mammalia; Proboscidea; Elephantidae. The record is from RefSeq and is a predicted model, not a curated record. Gene Ontology annotation, molecular function: structural constituent of myelin sheath. The transcript is spliced from 4 exons. Gene Ontology annotation, cellular component: plasma membrane; Schmidt-Lanterman incisure; paranode region of axon. Gene Ontology annotation, biological process: regulation of myelination; peripheral nervous system myelin formation. The coding region runs from base 80 to 388 and encodes 102 amino acids.